AUAUCCACCACUCCGCGAGCGAGCCAUUGCAGAUUACACAAGAGAGAGAGAGAGAGUGUGUGUUGUUUCGUUCCAUUUCCAUGGCGAAUGGAUAGCGUAAGCGAAGAACCCUCGCCCAGAACAACAAUCCUCGAAAAAUGCUUCGGACUCACAUUCACGUUUUCUCUUCCUUCGCCGCUCCACUCCAUCAUUCCUCGCGCGUCCGUUCCUCUUCUCUUCCGACACGGCGUCGUUUGGCGAGGACCGCCACCACGACUCACGAGGCCAAUCUCAAGCACCUCACUUCGCGCAUUGUGCAGCUCACUCGCCGAAAGCAGCUUCGCCAGAUUUUGGACGAGGUUGAAGCUGCGAAGAGGCAUUUCGGGAAGCUUAACACGAUAGUGAUGAACGCGGUGAUGGAGGCUUGUGUGCGUUGCGGUGACAUCGAUUCGGCGCUCAGGAUUUUCGAUGAGAUGAAGAAGCGCGAUGCUUGCGGUGUGGAUACUGUCUCCUAUGCCACGCUUUUGAAGGGGUUAGGUGAGGCACGAAGAGUUGAUGAGGCUUUUGAAUUGCUUGAAACUGUGGAAAAUGGCACUGCUGCAGGAAGCCCAAACUUGUCAGCUCCAUUGAUCUUGGGUCUGCUAAAUGCCUUAAUUAAAACAGGAGACUUGCGUCGUGCAAAUGGUCUCCUUGCCCGUUAUGGUUUUGUGCUUCGUGAAGGUGGCAAUUUUUCAGUCUCAGUAUACAACAUACUAAUGAAGGGCUACAUAAACUCAGGCUGUCCACACACUGCAAUAAACAUGCUCAAUGAAAUUUUACGUCAAGGCAUAAUGCCUGACAGGCUCACAUAUAACACACUAAUUUUAGCAUGUGUCGAGAGUAAAAAGUUGGACGUUGCAAUGCAAUUUUUUGAGGAAAUGAAGGGCAAAGCACAGAAAUUCGUCAAUAAUGAUCUGUUUCCAGAUAUUGUUACAUAUACAACAAUGCUUAAGGGUUUUGCACAGGAAAAGGAUCUUGCUUCAGUUCUGAAAAUAGUGCUGGAAAUGAAAUCUUAUCGGGAAUUAUACAUCGAUAGAACUGCUUACACAGCAAUAAUUGACGCUUUACUAAAAUGUGGCUCAGUUAAAGAUGCUCUGUGUAUUUUUGGAGAGAUACUGAAGCAGGCUGGUCUGAAUCCGGAGUUGAGGCCAAAGCCUCAUCUCUACCUUUCCAUGAUGCGUGCCUUUGCUUUUCUGGGAGAUUAUGAUCUUGUUAAAAAUUUUCAUAAACGGAUUUGGCCAGAUUCAGCAGGAACCAUAUUAUUAGUUGCUCAAGAAGAAGCUGAUCACCUUCUCAUGGAAGCAGCACUGAAUGCUGGCCAGGUUGAUGUUGCCAUUAAAACUCUUACAGAGAUUGUUUCAAGAUGGAAAGGCAUAUCUUGGACAAGUCGUGGGGGCAUGGUUGCUUAUCGUAUUGAGGCCUUAUUGGGAUUCUCAAAGUCAUUAUUCAGUCCUCACUUACUUCCUCAGGUUUCACCUUCUGAACCAGUUGAAAAUUAUAUGAUACGAUUUGAUGCGACACGGCCACUACAAGGUACCAUAAAGCUGAGGAAAGUGGUUAUGCGUUUCUUUGAUGAAGCAGUUGUUCCUAUUGUAGAUGAGUGGGGCAGUUGUACAGGGCUGUUAUACCGUGAAGACUGCAAACAGAGCAUGUCAUCGGGAGAAAAUUGAAAUGCCUAAGAGCUGAUAAUGGUGAAGAAUACCAUGGUUCUUUUGAAGCAUAUUGUAGGACCCAUGAAUUAAACUUGAGAAGACACCAGCAAAGACACCAUAACUGAAUGAAGUUGCUGAAAGAAUGAAGCAAACCAUUGUAGAGAAAGUUUGAUGCAUGCUAUCUCAUGCCAAACCCCCUAAACCAUUAUGGAUUGAAGUUGUGAAGAUUGUUGUAGAUGUGAUCAACUUGUCACCGACAGGACCUUUGGGUGGUGGUAUCCCAAAGGAGGUUUGAUUGGGAAAGAAGGCAUCAUACAAUCGCUUGAAGGUAUUUGGAUGUCAAGCAUUUCUCCACAUUCCUAAGGAUGAAUAAAGCAAGCGAAGCUUGACUAGAAGUCCAAGGAGUGUAUAUAUCUCACCCAAAGAUGAAUUUGAAUAUCAACUGUGACCCCAUGAACAAAAAUAUUGUUAGAAACAAAAAUUGUGUUCCGUAAGGAUUAGACAAUUGAAGAUGCUAAGCAUUGAGGAAAACCUAUUUCCUGGGCUAACACUAAUUUUAAUCAUGCCUAAUUCCUUCUGCUCCAUGAUGAUUUAAGGGGAAAGAAUCCACAUAUGAUCCUACCUAGCUAGACGAUAAUGCAGCCUGGUCUAAUGCUAGAACCUGAUCCAACAAUACAAAGUCGAACGAUGCAUCCAUUGUGGUCAAUUAAAGAGCUAGGGAUACUGGCUACAUAUGAACCCAAAUAAGACGAUCCAUAAAAAGCAAACAACCAUCAAGAUACUUUUCAGAUGAAUUUGUAAGCCUUAUUGAUGAAGGGGAGUCUGAAAGCUUCAAUAAAGUUGUUGAUUCAAAUGAUAAAGAAAGAUGGAUGCAAGCAAUGAAAGAAUAAAUGCAAUCCUGUAGGAGAAUCAAACAUAUGACUCGGUGAGAUUGCCAAAUGGAAGAAAUAUGCCGAAAAAAGGGAGGGAUUCAAGCUCAAAACCGAAGAAAACAACCCAAAUCUUACAUUGAUAAUCAUUUAACAUGUGGAUUUGGCUCUUCUAUAGUGAAGAGAUUUCACUUUAGAGGAGAAAGUGUAAUAAUAACAGUUGAUUAAAAAAUUGACGAUGAAUAUUAUAAUUAAUUUUAGAUUUUACUAUACAUGUACUUGAUUUUAUCAUGAUUAUCAAUUGUUGAUUUUUAAACAAUAAUUGUGAGUG
Molecule: messenger RNA, 2870 nt
Organism: Cajanus cajan (pigeon pea)
Lineage: Eukaryota; Viridiplantae; Streptophyta; Magnoliopsida; Fabales; Fabaceae
Product: pentatricopeptide (PPR) repeat-containing protein / CBS domain-containing protein
Molecular function (GO): protein binding
Source: RefSeq, a predicted model, not a curated record